Molecule: messenger RNA, 5783 nt
Organism: Malus domestica (apple)
Lineage: Eukaryota; Viridiplantae; Streptophyta; Magnoliopsida; Rosales; Rosaceae
Biological process (GO): regulation of transcription by RNA polymerase II; cytoskeleton organization; regulation of cell shape
Cellular component (GO): nucleus
Molecular function (GO): protein binding
Source: RefSeq, a predicted model, not a curated record
AUAAGCUAGAUUUCUCAGAAUUAAUAGGAUUCAUCCUCCAUGAAAUGGCAGAGCAGAGCAUCCCUGAAUCCUCUGAGAUGUUCACUGAAAUCCAAACAUCCUACAAAUUCGACAAAACCCCCCACGAACAAGAUUUAGAAUCCUAAUUUUAAAAUCGGAAGCCGGUUGGUCGGACAAUUGGACUUGGGACAGGAAGCUCUUCUCCUACCUCGGAAAAACCUAAAACCCAAGUUUCAGGUUUUUCCUGUGUCUGCAAGUCAGCAACUGCAAUUUCUGAUUCCCUUUAAGGUUUCCGGAAAAUGCGUUGGGCAGCCUCUUCAGUUGCAGUCAACUCCUCUGCCUCUCUUCUACUUUGUUGAAGCAAAUCCAGAGGUUGUACUCAAAUAAUGGAUCCUCGGAAGUGUACUUUGUCUGGUGGUGUAACUUCUCUUGCCAUGGCACCUUCAAGCAUUUUAAAUAAGUUGAAUGAGAAGGCUCAGUUUGAAAAAGAAGAGAGGGAUACAGGUCAUGCUAUCGAGGCUGGAGUCGAUAUAGACAUUAGAGAGGUUUAUUUUUUGAUUAUGCACUUUCUGUCACUUGGGCCAUGUCAGAGGACUUUCGAACAGUUUGGGAAUGAUCUUCUGGAACAUCAGCUUCUACCUAGAAGGUAUCAUGCUUGGUUUUCAAGGAGCGGAAUAGGAAGUGACAAUAGUAAUGAGGAUGCUACCUCUUUCCCAUUGAGUUACAGCAACUUGGUUGAAAGGUAUCCUCAUAUAGAGAGAGAUCACUUGGUAAAGCUUCUAAAGAAACUGCUACUGAGUAUAGCCACUCCAUUGCAUGGCAAGGUUGGAAGAAGUGCUCUGAAUGCAGCUGAUGUCCCUACAUUACUGGGAACUGGUUCCUUCUCGCUUCUGGAUGGUGAUAGGAAUAAGGAAAAUAAGAGAGUUAAGCCCCUGCCAGCUCACCUGCGUUGGCCUUACAUGCAGGCUGAUCAAAUUCAUGGCCUUAGUUUAAGGGAAAUUGGAGGAGGUUUUGCAAAGCAUCAUCGAGCUCCAUCCAUUCGCUCUGCAUGUUAUGCGAUUGCUAAACCAUCAACUAUGGUGCAGAAGAUGAACAACAAAAAGAAGCUACGGGGGCACCGUAAUGCUGUUUACUGUGCCAUUUUCGAUCGGUCUGGGAGAUAUGUUAUCACGGGUGCAGAUGAUCGGCUUGUGAAGAUUUGGUCAAUGGAAACUGCACUUUGCUUGGCUAGCUGUCGUGGACAUGAAGGAGACAUUACUGACUUGGCUGUAAGUUCGAACAAUGCUUUGGUGGCAUCUGCUUCAAAUGACUUUUCCAUUCGAGUUUGGCGUUUGCCAGAUGGAUUUCCAAUUUCAGUUCUUCAGGGGCAUACUGGAGCUGUGACUGCUAUUGCAUUUAGUCCCAGGCUUAGUGCUGUUUACCAGCUUUUAUCGUCAUCAGAUGAUGGGACUUGUCGAAUAUGGGAUGCUAGGUCCUCCCCGUGCCCACUGCGAGUAUACAUGCCAAAACCUCCAGAGACUUCAACUGGGAAGAGCAAUGCUUUUGCAAUCACUGGAUCCUCCUCGAGCAAUGGUCCACAGAGCCAUCAAAUACUUUGUUGUGCUUACAACGCCAAUGGAACUGUUUUUGUCACGGGUAGCUCUGACACUUUUGCAAGGGUCUGGAAUGCUUUAAAAUCUAAUACUGAUAACUCAGAACAACCAAUACAUGAGAUGGAUGUACUGGCUGGCCAUGAGAAUGACGUAAAUUAUGUUCAGUUCAGUGGUUGUGUCAUUCCUUCAAAGUCUUCAUUUUCUGACUCUGUCAAGGAGGAGACUAAUGGGAAGUUCAAAAAUUCCUGGUUUUGUCACAACAACAUAGUUACCUGCUCUCGUGAUGGCAGUGCCAUUAUAUGGGUUCCAAGAUCACACAAAAUCCAUGGGAAAGUUGGACGUUGGACACGUGCAUAUCAUCUAAAAGUUCCACCUCCCCCACUUCCUCCUCAGCCUCCUCGAGGAGGUCCACGUCAGAGAUUUCUUCCCACCCCUCGUGGUGUUAACAUGAUUGUGUGGAGCCUGGAUAACCGCUUUGUGCUUGCAGCUAUCAUGGAUUGCAGAAUUUGUGUUUGGAAUGCUGUUGAUGGUAGCUUAGUACAUUCUUUAACCGGUCACACUGCAUCGUCUUAUGUUUUGGAUGUGCAUCCCUUCAAUCCUCGAAUUGCUAUGAGUGCUGGGUAUGAUGGGCAAACAAUAGUUUGGGAUAUAUGGGAGGGCGUGCCUAUUAAGAUAUACGAACUUGGACAUAUAAAAUUGGUUGAUGGGAAGUUUUCGGCGGAUGGUACAUCAAUAGUACUUUCAGAUGACGUUGGCCAAGUAUAUUUAAUAAAUACAGGAGAAGGCGAGUCUCAAAAAGAUGCUGAAUAUGAUCAGUUCUUCCUUGGGGAUUAUCGCCCCCUUGCACGGGAUGAGUUUGGAUACCUGAUUGAUCAGGAGACACAACUUUCCACUUACCGAAGGAAUCUUCAAGAUCCUCUAUGUGAUUCAAGUAUGAUACCAUACCCAGAACCUUAUCAGAGUACAUACCAGCAACGACGACUUGGUGCUCUGGGCAUGGAAUGGCGUCCAUCAUCCAUGAAAUUUUCUGUUGGUGUGGACAUCAAUACUGGCCAGGAUUAUAUGAUGCCUCCUUUGCCAGAUCUGGAAAGAAUGAUUGAACCACUACCAGAUUUUAUUGAUGCCAUGUUGUGGGAACCAGAAAAUGAGGUUGUGAGUGAAGAUACUGAUUCGGAGUAUAAUGUUACUGAUGAAAAUUCCAGUGAAGGGGAGAAAGGAAAUAUUAGCACCAGUUCUUCUAGUGAUCCAGACUGCAGCGAAGAAGACGGUGAAGCUGGAUGCAGUCAUAAGGACAGCCUUCGUCGAUCAAGGAGAAAAAGACCAAAGGUUGAGUCUUUCGAGAGGCAUGUCAAGAAAAGGAGAGUGGGUGAGCAUGAUCGCGUUAUAUCUGGGAUUAACAGAACUAAAAUAAAAAAAGGUGGCCGGAAAGUUUCGAAGUUGAAGUCUAAAGCAAAGACAUUGAGACCCCAGCGAGUGGCAGCACGCAAUGCUCGAACUGUGUUUUCUCAGAACCCUGGGACAUCCACAGAAGGAGAAGCAGAUGACUGGGAAGAUGAUUCAUCAAAUAGUGAGUCACUUCAGCAAGAAUUCCACACUCAAAGCAGUGAUGUGGAUUUCCAGAUAAUGCAACGAAAACAUACUAAAGAAGAACCAUCUCUACAUGAGUUUGGCAAUAUAUCCCAGCCUCUUGUAGUUUCUUCGUCUCAGUCAAACGUCAGAAGGAUGCCGAAAUUGGUUUUUAAGAUUAAGAAGCAAGAGGCUCCAGAGGAUGUAAAACUCAAAGACAACAAUCAGGCUGAUUUUGUGUCCCCAUCUUCUAGAUGUCAAGAUGCCACUCCAAUAACCAGAUUAUUAACAGCCCUGUGGAUCCAGAUUCCUCUUCGGCCAAAUUUGGUUGACCUGAACUUUUCAAGAAAUCUCUUAGACAACGAUUUGACAGAUACUGGGAAAACUGAAAAGAAUGGGAAUUCUUUGGAAGCAUCCGCAAGUUACCAGGAUAGCAGAGUCAGAUUGGGCGAGGUCAAGGUGCGCACACCAAAGCAUAAAAGAUCAGUAGACCCCAUACCAAUCGAUGUAGCCACUGGGUCGCUUGCUAAUUUUAAUGCACAUAUAGAAGAGAUGAAUAAUGUCCAUCGGUAUGUUAAUCCUGAGAGUGAUUGUGAACAGUUUUGUAAUCAUUCAAAAAAGGGAAAAGAAAAUUAUGGAGUUGUCUUGCCUUGCAGGGUUGAGGAACGUACUGGAACACGUGCAUUUGAGGAUCUGGAUGGUCUCAGAAGUAGAGAGCUUUCUCAUACCGACGAGGCCCUUGUAUCUUCAUCAUUUGAUUCCUCAGCUUUGGGCGAGCACAAACAAAAAGGAAUUGAGGGCUCUCUGGAGAUACAGGAGCUUGGUAGAAGAAAGCACUCUGGUGAAUCAAGGAAUAAUGCUUCUCUUAAAUUUCCCGCAGAAAACUUAACAAGUUCUAGAGAUUUAAUCCCCGACGAUUCUUCGAGCAUGGAUCCAAAUUCAGAUUUGGGGGUACUGAAAGUGGGUGAAGGUGCUGGCAGAUCAACUUCUUUGAAGUUUGUUUGCAAGCACAGGAUUAAUUCAGAAGGUUCUGGUGGUAAGGUGGAAGAAUAUGCAACAAAUAUCAACGACCAUCAUGAUUCAGGAAUGGAUCUCCCUGCAGCUGCAACCAAUGCAAUACGUGGAACAAGAACCUUAAAGAUCAAAGAAACUUCAUGGAAGGUGGACUCUAUGAGCCAUAGCCCUAAGUUGAGGUGGGGCCAUCAAACAGUGGGGACAUCAGAAGAUGCAGAAGACUCCUCUGCCAAAUUGUGCAAGGAGAUUCAUCAAAGACCAAGGUCUACGAGAGGUCGUCAGGGGGGUUCAUGUACUGAUUAUGGCCAAAGUUCCUCAACCCGAAGCAUGUUAGUUAACCCUGCUGGCAAGUUACCAUGGCUGAUGUUGUCGAAACAUGAGGAUGGUUACCGUUACAUUCCUCAGCUCGGUGAUGAAGUUGUAUACCUGAGACAGGGCCAUCAAGAGUAUCUAAAACUAGUCAAUAAUUCAGAAGAGGGUCCUUGGGAAUCAAUUAAGGAAAACAUCAAAGUUGCGGAGGUUUGCAAGGUUGAAAGCCUCGAAUAUGCUUCGCUGCCUGGUUCUGGGGAGAGUUGCUGUAAAAUCAAACUUAAAUUUGUAGACCCUUCUUCUGCUAUCUUUGGAAAAGCGUUGAAGUUGACUUUGCCUGAAAUUGAUUUUAAUGAUUUCAUUGUUGAGAAAACGUGGUAUGAUGCUUCUAUUAGAAGAAACUGGACCACUAGGGAGGAAUGCGCGGUUUGGUGGAGGGAUUCAAUUUCAGAUGGAGGUGGGACUUGGUGGGUAGGUCAAAUUAUUCGUUGUCAGCCCAAGUCACAUGAGUUUCCCGACAGCCCUUGGUUAAGAUAUGAGGUUCGGUACGAGAAUGAUGAUGAAACCCAUUUGCAUUGUCCUUGGGAAUUGCGAGAACCGUCCAUAGUAGAUGAUCCAUCCUCAUGCGAACAGCCCCAUAUUGAUUCUGAAAGCAAAGAGAAGCUGCUGCGUAAUUUUUAUAAAUUACAACAGAAGGACUUCCAAACAAUCCAACAAUUGAAUCAAGCUGUUCAGAAGGCGGAUUUCUGCAACAGCUUUCCAGUGCAAUUGUACCCUGAACUAAUCCAGUCGAGGUUAGAGAACGACUAUUAUAGAAGCUUGGAAGCUGUGAAGCAUGAUAUAACGGUUAUGCUGACAAAUGCCCAGUAUUACUUCAAGAGAAAUGAAUUGCAAGCGCGGAUUAGGCACAUCUCAAAGAGGUUUAAGAAGAAACUGUCAAAGUUGUAGAGGUUUUGAGUAAAAGAAGAUAUAACCGUCUUCCUUACUCCCGUAUACAGCUCUCUCUUUUCAAUUUUGUAUUUUCCGGCCUUAGCCCCGGUUGUUUCAUUUUUUGGUAAGGCAGUCCUUCCAAAGGGGGAGUGAAAACCACAGGCCAAAGGAGAUAAUUUGCUGUAUAGACUCCUUCAAGAUCACAAGGAUGUUUGUCUCAUGUGGGGAAGAUAAGCAUGUCAGUUGUUUGGCAAAAGAAAGAAUUUUACUAUUACAACUUAGAACCACAGAAGAAAAAAUAGGAGAAUUUUGCUAUAUUCUUCUCUCAAACAAUCCCCCAUUUUAUAUAAUUUUUUCUUUGCAAUUUAUAAA